Molecule: messenger RNA, 204 nt
Organism: Staurois parvus
Lineage: Eukaryota; Metazoa; Chordata; Amphibia; Anura; Ranidae
Source: the annotation of a GenBank genome assembly
CAUUUGGGGGAUAUCUGUACUGUCCUGACAUUUGGGGGAUAUCUGUACGUCCAAAGAACAUUUGGGGGGUAUCUGUACAUCCUGACAUUUGGGGGGAUAUACUGUACUGUCCUGACAUUUGGGGGAUAUCUGUACCGUCCUGACAUUCUUGGACCUCGAGAUAUUAGAUUGGCUGUCAUUUGUAAACUCUAUAACUUUCCUACA